Eimeria maxima is the source of this 372-nucleotide messenger RNA. RefSeq lists its product as hypothetical. Lineage: Eukaryota; Apicomplexa; Conoidasida; Eucoccidiorida; Eimeriidae. The transcript has 4 exons. Gene Ontology annotation, cellular component: nucleus. Gene Ontology annotation, molecular function: protein binding. The coding region runs from base 1 to 372 and encodes 123 amino acids. The record is from RefSeq and is a predicted model, not a curated record.
AUGACAAACCAUAGCUGCUGGCCCAAUGCAGAGGCGGACUUCCCGCUACACAGCGCCACCCUAGAGGUUAGGGCGUUGCGACCCAUUGACAAGGGGGAGGAGGUUACUGUCUCCUACAUAGAGGAGUCUCUCCCUCUCCACCAACGGCGCGAGGCCCUGCAGAAAGCUGCCGAAGCCCUGCUGGUGGUGAUGAAGGUCCCAGAGUGCUCCGACAGCAGAAAACUGGAGGAGCUUGUCGCGCGGAGGACGGGUCUUCCCUUAACCGUUGUCUCCGAGGUCAGGCAAUAUUCAAGAAGCCUGAUGAAGCCCCAAGUGUCGAGCGACAAGCGUGGAUAUGCGCCGCAUGAAAAGCUACCAGAGACUGCACCUUAA